AACUUUUUAAUUUCCUCGCACCGUGUCUCUACUCACUUCACAUCGGUGUCAAUAACAAAGAAACUCUUAUCAAGUUAAGUCGAUGUUGUCAACUUCGUACACUUAAAAUGUGGGCUAUGAGAGAAGAGGAUUUUACGGCUAUUCGAUCCUCAAUAAUGCCUUAUCUUCAACGUCUUACCAUACAACAUAUCUUUUUCAGCUGUAAAAAUUUCUUCGAUAGGCUCUCAACCGAACAAUUUUCCUUCCUAACAACGUUACAAUUAGGAAAGGCCAAAUUUAGACCAAAAUCAAAUUAUAAGUCAUUAAUGUCUGUAAAAUCUCUCGGUGGCAUUUGUUGUAUGUGGGAAGAUUUUAAUAGUAUUUUUUCUAUGUUUCCUCAAUUACGUCAACUAAGUUUAUCUCUUUACACUUAUCGUGAAAAUCCAAGAUGGGCAUCGAUUACAACGUUAAAGUUAACUCUGAAUAAUCUUGUCUUAAAAUUUUCAAGUAAAAUGGUUACACCCGAUGACGAUCUACCUAUUUGUCUUAUGAUUAAUACACGUUUACGUCAUGUUAAGUUGAAUGCAUCGAUAUCGAAGUAUAAUGAUAAUCUCCUAUUGAGUGACAUUUUACCUCAAACAGUUCAACGAAUUGAAAAUAUUAUUGAGCAAAAGCCAACUGAAGAAUUAUAUAC
Messenger RNA from Didymodactylos carnosus, 673 nucleotides. The record is from the annotation of a GenBank genome assembly. Lineage: Eukaryota; Metazoa; Rotifera; Eurotatoria; Philodinida; Philodinidae.